Messenger RNA from Sesamum indicum (sesame), 1409 nucleotides. RefSeq names its product protochlorophyllide reductase. The record is from RefSeq and is a predicted model, not a curated record. Gene Ontology annotation, molecular function: protochlorophyllide reductase activity. NCBI's taxonomy places the organism in Eukaryota, Viridiplantae, Streptophyta, Magnoliopsida, Lamiales, Pedaliaceae.
UCAGAAGUAUCUUAUGCUACUUAGAUUUGUAGCAAAAGAAAAAUCUCUUACAAGGUCUCUUUCCCAGUAACAUUAAUAUCUUGUAAUGGCUUUACAGGCUGCUGCUCUGAUCCCCUCUGCAUAUCCAAUUCACAAAGAGGGAAAAUCCGGUGCAUGUUUGAAGGAUUCCAGUCUUUUUGGAGUUUCACUCUCAGACCAUGUUAAGGCUGACUUUACUUCUGCUGCAUUGAAAUCCAAGAGAGAAUUUGGCUCGAGGAAGUUACCGGCCGUUAGAGUAGAGGCGGUGGCAACGUCUCCAACUUUCACUCCGGCCACGGUCCAAGGGAAGAAAACUUUGAGGAAAGGCAGUGUGAUCAUCACCGGAGCCUCCUCCGGCUUAGGCCUGGCGACGGCUAAAGCCUUGGCGGAGAGCGGGAAAUGGCAUGUAAUUAUGGCCUGCAGGGACUUCCUCAAGGCUGAGAGAGCAGCAAAAUCUGUUGGGAUGGCCAAGGAAAAUUAUACCAUCAUGCAUUUGGACCUUGCUUCACUUGAUAGUGUGAGGCAGUUUGUCGAUAACUUCAAGCGAUCUGGCCGACCCCUCGACGUCUUGGUUUGUAAUGCAGCAGUCUACCAACCGACUGCCAGGGAACCUUCGUAUACAGCUGAUGGGUUUGAGCUUAGUGUUGGGACUAACCAUCUUGGCCACUUCCUUCUUUCAAGAUUGCUGCUUGAUGACUUGAAGCAGUCUGAUUACCCGUCGAAGAGGCUCAUAAUCGUCGGCUCAAUCACAGGGAAUACAAAUACCUUGGCUGGAAAUGUACCUCCAAAGGCAAAUCUUGGGGACUUGAGGGGACUCCAAGGAGGACUGAAUGGGCUGAACAGCUCUUCCAUGAUAGACGGCGCAGACUUUGAUGGUGCCAAGGCAUACAAGGAUAGCAAGGUCUGCAACAUGCUGACCAUGCAAGAAUUUCACCGACGUUACCAUGAGGAUACUGGCAUCACAUUUGCUUCCUUAUACCCCGGCUGCAUAGCCACGACCGGGUUGUUCAGGGAGCACAUUCCACUUUUCCGGCUGCUUUUCCCUCCAUUCCAAAAGUUCAUCACAAAGGGCUUUGUUUCAGAGGAAGAGGCUGGAAAAAGACUUGCACAGGUUGUGAGUGACCCAAGCUUGACAAAGUCAGGUGUGUACUGGAGCUGGAACAAGGACUCAGCUUCAUUUGAGAACCAGUUGUCUGAGGAAGCCAGUGAUGCCGAUAAAGCACGUAAAGUGUGGGAAAUUAGUGAGAAGCUCGUUGGUUUGCGUGACUAAGCUAAGGAUUUUUGGAUUGAGGAAAUCUUUUGGUGCUAAACAUCGGUGAAGAAACAAAAUUUCUGUAAAAUUCUUGUUAGAAUCAUAAUAAAUCACUCGAUCCAACUUUGCGUUAAAUGGA